AGGCUGCAGGUCCUGUGGUCAAGCAGGAGAGGACUGAAGGAGAGGAGGACCCAAGACACAGCAGAGACAUCCAGACUGAAGCGGCAGGAGCGCCCCCUGUAGCUAUGGAGGAUCCCACCGCCUCCCUAGUGCAGCCCAGGACCCGAUGCAGCAUCAUGGAGGUCAGUGGAACGCUGAACGCCGUCCUCAAGUCAGAGACAGACACCGAGACUUUAACUGUAACACAAAGGCUUUUACACACAGGAUCUGACCCCAGAUCAGACCCAGAGAGACUGGGGCUGGGACCACAGGGCUGUCCUGCUCUCGGCUCAGAGUAUUUACUUUACGGUAACCCAAGCCCGAGGACGAUUCAAUCCCAUCAGGACUCAGGUGCCGCUUUAGAGACUGGCAAUGAUCCGUCUUGUUCUUACACUACAGAGAUGGACCGUGACAACAUGCCCUUGGGUUUAGAGACACAGACUGAUCUGUCUAGAGGGGACUGGAACCAGUACAGUAGUAGUGUAUACUCUGAAGGGUGCUUGGAUGAGAAAGGGGGCGGUCUGGUCGUAGAUGAAGUGACUGUGAAAGUGGAGGGCAACGUUCCUCCCACAUGGAAUGCAGAUAGGCACCUAGGAGACGGACUCUCACAGGGCAGAGAUUUCUUAGAUUACAGGGAAAGCUUUGAAUCAAAUACAAAUGUUGCGACCCAUUCCCCUUUACACUUGCUCAGGCAUUGCGACCCAGUGUCCACGUCGAUGGGGCCUUCCGAUUCACACGGCCAUGUCCUUUUCGAUCAGGAAUUGAACUCAAACAACAGAGAUAGAACCCAGGUUCAGGGAGGGGGAGCCACAUCAGGAUAUAGUAAAGAGAAACCUUUCCUCUGCAUGUUCUGUAACAAAGGCUUCAGUUGCGCUCAGAAGGUGGAGAGGCACCAGAGAGUCCACACAGGGGAGAAACCAUUCAGCUGUACUCAGUGUCACAUGCGCUUCGCCCAGGCUGGUGACCUGAAGAGGCACCAGAGGGUCCACACAGGGGAGAAACCCUAUAGCUGCCCCCAGUGUGAGAAGAGGUUCUCAGAGAGGAGCUACCUCAGGCUACACCAGCAGAAAAAACAUUCCACUCUAUAAUAUAGAAAGUAACCAUUCCACUCGAUAGCUUCUGACAUUUAGAUCAAACCCUGCAUUAAAGACACAUUUUCAUUGUUUUCAGCAGAAAAGACCCACAGAUGCAUUUGGAAUAACGAGAGUAACAGAUUUCAGUGUUGAAUAUUGCAUCCAGACAUUGUGUGAUAUGA
This is a messenger RNA of Salvelinus sp. IW2-2015, 1273 nucleotides long. NCBI's taxonomy places the organism in Eukaryota, Metazoa, Chordata, Actinopteri, Salmoniformes, Salmonidae. The record is from RefSeq and is a predicted model, not a curated record.